This is a messenger RNA of Lottia gigantea (owl limpet), 1203 nucleotides long. RefSeq lists its product as hypothetical. The coding region runs from base 150 to 848 and encodes 232 amino acids. The transcript is spliced from 5 exons. NCBI's taxonomy places the organism in Eukaryota, Metazoa, Mollusca, Gastropoda, Lottiidae. The record is from RefSeq and is a predicted model, not a curated record.
CGUCGGGUGGUGCUGGUCAUCCCCUCCAAAUUUCUCCUUGAGACUUAGUUGUGCUGUCAGCCUUCUGUGCCAAGUUCCAUCUUAAUUGGACAUCCAGUUUAGUUUUUGAAGCAGGAAUUUGUAUUCUAUAAUAACAAGAUAUCAUCAAGAUGACAAGCUACGAUGAAGAGGCCGCCAUCAAUCCAAAGGCCGUUGGCAAUAAGUCAAGUCUCCUGAAGUACAUCAUAGGAGGAGGUGUUCUGGCUGUAGUUGGUGUUGUGGCGGUAAUGGUCAGUCUGCAAGUCAGUGGAAAUCUUGUAAAAUCAGAAGCAAAUACAUUGGCAGCUCAAAGUAGUGGUGCACAAAGAGGAGACCGUCUGGAUCUCGACAACGAUGACGACCUCGAAGAUGAAAUUAAAGAGAUCGACGACAAGUUUAAGAAGGAGUUUGACACCCUACUGGAUAAUGUUAUCCAGGAAGUUAACAAGCAGCUUAAAGCUGAUUUAAAUGGUGGUGCUACAGCUGGAGGUGUAAACAAUGGUGGAGAUACGGACGAGAGCAGUAAUGACACUGAUGAAGAUAAUGAUGUUAAUGAUUUAGUUGAUGGUUUACAAGAUGAUACCACAGACAGCUCUCAAGUUGCUAAAGAAGUGGAAGAAGCUUUGGUAAAAGCUUUGGUAGAAGCUUUGGAUUCAAACUCUAUCGAUAAUGCUGAAGAUGUCGCUGAUGAUAUUGCAGACAAAGUUGACGAUAUUAACAAUGCUGUUAAGGAUGCUGUGGAAGAUUUAGUAGAUGUAGAUGCUAAUUUAGACGUAGAUGAUAAUAACAGCAAUGAUGCCAAUGACGACAUAAAUAAUGCAGAUAUUUAAUAAAUUUAAGACCUAUUUUAGAUUAUAUUCAAUAAUUUAUAUUUUUAUACUAACUAGGUUGUUUUCAAACCAAUCUGAACUCGGAUAGUGCAAUGUAUGGAAAUGCAGGGACCGCAAAAACGUUCGUCAAACGUUAUUCUACAAUUACAAAUUCUAUAUUUAUGCUGUAUGAAAGCACUCUAUUUUUGUCUCAUAUUUGGAUAGGAGUGGUAUAAUAUUGUAUGUCUGUGUGUUCAAAUGUAGAGUGAAAUCCAUUGAAAACUAUAUGCAUAUAUUAUGUUAAAUGGCAGGGGCGCCCCAGAUUAUGUUCGGCAAUACCAUCAAGCCAUUGAAUCGUUAAUAAAUGUUGCCAUUA